Molecule: messenger RNA, 11093 nt
Organism: Wasmannia auropunctata (little fire ant)
Lineage: Eukaryota; Metazoa; Arthropoda; Insecta; Hymenoptera; Formicidae
Gene: jing
Exons: 10
Coding region: 2-3055 (1017 amino acids)
Biological process (GO): regulation of transcription by RNA polymerase II
Cellular component (GO): ESC/E(Z) complex
Source: RefSeq, a predicted model, not a curated record
GAUGGCAGACGACGGUCCGUCCGCGGCGGAGGACGCGACCGUGGCGAUGGUGAUGGGACUGGGGGACGGUGAUUCUCGCGUGACAAGGGAGCGGCACAAACGCGGGGACGCCACCGCGCCGAUCGUGACUCCGGGGCCGUUCCUCUCGUCGGGUCAGGACGCCACCUCGUCCGCGAAGCGCGUCGACGGACACGAGGACGCCUCUACCACUGCGUCUCCGUGUGAAGCGGACGACUAUCAUCGUUCUCACCACGAGCGUCGUGUUGUUCAUCAGCGUCAUCAUCAGCAUCUUCAUCAUCGUCAUUCUUACCAUCAUCAUCAAUCGCCUUAUCAUUGUAAGCAUCACUUCAAUCCUCAUCGCCAUCACCUCACGACGAAUCAUUGCGACAACGGCAACGAUCGCGGCAGUGGUGAUUCGCCGUCGCCCGUCGACGCGACUGGGUCAACCGCGAGCGACGGCGAGGAGGAAAACGGCGACGGCGACAGUGCGCCCUGCGGUAGCGUCGGCGUCGGCGCCGAUGGCAACGACGGCAAUGGCAAUGGCAGUGUCGGUCUGUAUCACGGCGAUGUUAGAUUCGAGAUAGUCCGAAGCGUCGUGGCGGAGGACGACCACGACGACGACAGCAGCGGCGGCGGCAGCAAUAGCAACAACGGCAGUGGCAGCAGCGACAGCGUCGGCGGCGUCGAUAGUGACUGCGACGGUGAUAGUGGUGGCAGUAGUAAUAGUAUUAAUAGUAAUAAAAGUGGUGCUGGUGGUGUCGCGGAAAUCAUGACCGGUGGUAAUAAUAAUAACAACGCGGCGAUGCGCGUCGGUGUCGAGGACACCGACGGGGCGGCCGACGACACGUCGUCAUCGUCGUCGUUGCCGCCGCGACGCUCGGCGCCGAGCGCGGACAGUGCACCGGAAGUGAACGACCGCGGGGAUCGCGACGGCAGGCGGCGAGCGAGCAUCGCCGACGCGACGAGGGAGGAGGAGACGAGAGGAGCGACCGAGGACGCGGCCGCGUCGUCUGCCAAGGCGGACAACGGAGGCGACGUCGCCGUAGCCAGGCACAGCCAGGGCAGCUCGUUCAAGGGACAGGUUAGGAUGGCCGAGGACACCCUCGUCGGGCCCUGCGGCAAGAAGCGGUGCGCGGAUCGAUACGACAGCUCCGAGAGCUCUGACAGUGGCGUCGCUGUGUCUUGCGGAGAAUGCAGCAGCAGCGGCACCAGCGAUAUCACAGAACCGGGCUCGCCGUGCAGCACCAGCAGCGACGAAGGGGUAGCUGCGUUACGCGGCACGUCCGCCAGUCCGCUGCCGUCUCUGCCCAAGCUGGCGCCGUCAUCGCAGCUCGGUACCAGGCCCCAGUGGCCCUGGACCCCGCCGUUGGCGGCGACCGCCUGCUCCACCACCGCGUACAAGAGGCUGAGGGGCGAACCCGAAGCUGGCGCCCUUCCGCGCUCCGGCGCUGCCGAUCCCACCUCCAGGGGGGCCGUCAAGACGAACGGAAAGACCGCGGGCGGCCAACACCACCACGAGUCCCAGGGCAAGAUCACGGAGUACUUUAAGACGCAGAUUAAACCGCAACAACCGAAGAUAAAGAAAACGAACGAAAUGGUGCUGGCAGCGAAGAAUUCGUCGGAAUUUCGGAGGCCACCUAUGGUGCAGAGGAAUAAAGGCGGCCUCGCUAAGUAUUUAGGCACCGUGUCGUCCAACACAAAUCGCAGUACCAUAACCAACGAGCCCUGGGAAGUGAAAACGCUGACGUCGUCGUCGACGAUUACGAAAAAGGUACCGCUGGUCGUCGUGCCGAGAGCCAACGGUAAGAUAGACAAGAAGCUGCCGAAAUCGCUGCCGAGCCUGCCAAUCUCGAACGACGUACUGAAAAAUCUGCCCAAGAUCUCAUCCCUUAGGUUAACUUCGGACGCGAGUAUCAAUUCGACCAAGAGCAGCACCUCGCCUGCAACUGCCACCCCGUCGCUAAUAGGUGAUCCGCUGGACUUCAAGGCGAUCUUGGCGAAGCCGCACGUGAAUGAGAACAACAAUCUGACGAACAGCUGUGGAGGUAUCCUGGGCGUAUUAAGGUCGCAGAGCAGCCACGAUUCCCCCAUUUCGAGGUUAUCUUCGCCGUCAAAAGAAGACAGUAAGGAUGAGGAUGGCCAGUCGGUGCCGAUCGACGAAGACGAUGUAGACGAGGAGGACUCUCGAGGUAGCGAAUCGAAACCGUCGCCUAUCCUCUCGGCACCCACCACCAUCCGGUUCCCGGCACGAGCGCCCGAGAAGGAUAGGUCGCAGGCCUCUGAUAACGGAAUCUGUCGCUGGGAUAAGUGCGAGGCCAGCUUUGAAUAUGUGGGUGGCCUUUUGGAGCAUCUACAGGCUGCGCACGUCAACACGCAAACCGGCGGCGACAAUUUCGUCUGUCAAUGGCAGGGAUGUAAGGUGCAAGGUAGGACCUCGUGUUCCCGACGAUGGCUAGAGAGACAUGUACUGUCUCACGGCGGCAAUAAACCUUUUCGGUGUAUCGUCGACGGUUGCGGUUGUAGAUUCAGUUCCCAGACCGCCCUUGAGAGGCACGUGAACGGUCACUUCAAUCAGCCGGAAACAAGCAGCAGUAACGGGAGACGCAGUUGCGAGAACGGCGGCAAGCUCGUUAGGAGGAAUGGCAAGAAGCUUAGAUAUAGGCGGCAACCUUGGUCUGCGAGACUUUUUGAUUACUUUGACUCGGGAGUAAUGGAGGGUCUUCAGCACAGGCUACUGGAUUUAGCGACAUCGAGGACGCAGGGGCGACUAGCUGAAACGCCAGGAAACUCGAUGACACUAACUAGUCAAAUUUUAGCGAGGAGAGUCGAAACAGACGGAAAGACGAAGGUAUUACUACGAUGGUAUCCCCAAGACAUAGAACCGGACGAAUGGGUACUAGAAUCCGAAGUACAAAGCACGAAGCACAUAGAUAUUCGUAAAGCGGCCGCUAGUAACCCGGAACAAGUGAGUUUGGCUCUCUAUCCCGCGAUAAGCGGUAGCACGCCGCCGACGACGCAGGCGAAGCAGCGUCGGAAGCCAGUAAAGAAUUCGUGAUAAUGCCGGCCGAUCGGCCGAAUACCAGAACUGACCUAACGAGCGCCGACAUCUGUACCAGAGAAGAGGAGCACAGUGUUGCCGUUGACACGAGCACGACACGGUCUGUAAAUGCUUCCUGGUCGGUGAAGACGAAGGUCGCAACGGUGCGACCUGAAACACCCAAACGUAUCGGAAGAGACGAAGGCCGCUUUAGAAGAUAACUAAUCUAAAGAUAAACGACCAAUUCUUAAGAAAUCGAUUAAAAAAUAAGAAUCGCAACGUCGAAGGAAAUCGCGCGAGAGAUAAAGUCGGGAUGAGUUCGAGUAGCAACGUAGUAGCGAUAAGAACGAGGGAACACAACAAAGGCGGACGAACAAAGGGGAGAACGGGACGAUUGCUCAGCAACAUGAACAUCUUCGUCGUUAUUUAUUGUCGGAUACAUCUACUAACGCGCUAGUUUUCUACGCGAAUCCCUGCCACAUCUCGCAUAUUUCGACGCUUCGUCGGCUUCGGAAGCGCUAAGUCUGGGCCUCGAAAGUGCCUCACCGUGGAUACAUUUUGUUCCGUCUUCUACCGCUGAUCAAGAUCCCAGGGACAGGCGUGAAGGAAACGGUAGUGACGAUAGAUAGAGACAAAACGAGAGAGAGAAAAAAGAAAGCAGUAAAGAGGAGCUUUUGCGUAAUUUGGUUUUGCCAAAGGAAACAGAGGGAGUGCACAGACAAAUUUAUUUAAGCGGUAGUUAACAAUUUAUAAGGAGAUAAUCACUCUGGUGGCCUUAGGAUUCAAUUAAUAUCUAACAACGGCCCCUUGGCACUUCCGGGAACUGAUAGUAUCUUUGCGAUCUCCGACGAUGUCGAGAGAGAGAGAGAGAGAGAGGAAAAGGAGAUGCGACUACCUCGAUUUACAACUCGGUAGAAACUCGCGUCAGCUGUCGUCACACGAUGACACGAAGAGAAUCGAGAGGAAGAAGAUGGAGGAAGAUCGUGGACAGCGCGAAGCGGACGCAGAAGACUGUAUCGGAACUGUAUGAGGGAUGAAAGAAAAUCGGGGAAGGGGAUUUUUUAGGCUGUUGGGUGAGAAUGCAAGAGCACGAAUGAAAGUAUGUAUGUGUGCGCGAGAGGCUGAGUGAUAAAUGCUCCGAAUUCGCCGUUAUUUCCCUAAAUGGGGUUGACAGUCUCCCAGGCUGAAAAGCUCGGCAUGAAGUUGAAAGAUUGCGGCAUAAUCGGACGACACGUGUGGCAACGCGAGAUUUCUGUCGAGAUUUAUUUCUCCGUUUCUUCAUGUGAAACGGAGAGGCGAUGUACAAAACAAAAUUAAGGAAAAGAGAGUGAUUCUCAAAGGCCCGAGGCAUGCGCGAGCCAACUUUUGCAGACAUCAUCGAGCUUGCCUCGUUUCCGCGCCUCCCCGAGACGUGUUCGAUUUCUCAUGUACUUCAUUAUUCGCGUUAUUUUUAUCUUUCUGCUGAGUCUCGCGCAGCAUGUUUGGCGUACACUCGUCGCAAUUAAAGAGCGCAAAAUUUAAUCGAGUGCCAAGAUGAGGAGAAACGGGAGUAGCUAAACAUGCUGCGCGACCGCAACCGAUGAGCUGUUACCCUCAAAAGGGGUAAAUUACAUAGGCUGUGUUACAUUUCCCACGGGUUUGUUAAACAAAAAAUGGGUUGCAAGGGAGUGAACAAAGAGCGCGACGUGUGCCGCGUCGUUGCCUCUACGAUUCGCGCUUAUGGCUUAUCGCGGUCACAAAAAGAGAAAUCAAUUUUGCGAUCCACGAAAGCUCUUCGCGGAUGAUCGCGGGGCAGCAACGCCGCGCGCGUCUGCAUGCAUAGCGAAUAGAAUUUCAUAUAAGUUAAGGCGCAGGAGAGGAAUAUGUGUGUAUUGAACGACUGAGAAUUGAUCCGAGAUAUGAAUGAGAGAAAGGGGUGGAAUGGGUGAGUAGAUAGCAUGUUUGAAUGAGGCAUCGAGCGACUGAAAAAGAAAUGGAGACCGUAUGAGACACACUGACAGACAAAGACGGAACGUCAUUACACACCAGCUAAGAAACACUGCCAAUAUAAUUGUAAUUAAGAGCUCUACGACAUAAUUAAUCAAUUAAUUAUUCUUACUAUUAUUAUAAAGUAUGAUUGUAAGUGUAUAACCGAAUAGAUCUCUAGCUGACGCGCGAGGAUGCAUGUAAUAAGAAACGGCCGUUCCGACAAUCGCGUCGUUGUCACGUUCGCUCCCUGGGACACGGAUAUUUUAAUGAAUGACAAUUACUUUUUCUCAAACUGCCCGCGUGUAAAGGGGAGAAGGGUGGGGAGGGGGUGUUCCGUGCACGUGGCGUGCACGGCGCGUCGCGAACGCGAGGCCGCGAGUUGUAAAUGUAAAUACUUAGUUGAAAUUAUCCUAACGAAACGGCAUAUUACACGAACCCUGUACUCGCCAGCCGCGAGGCUUGCUAAUCGUCGCCGCUUGAGGCAAGCCACUCGCGAGUACCGCGAAAGCUAUCUAAAAAAAAAAAAAGGUAUAUCUCUCUGUAUCCGUUGAUUUUCGAAGCACAGCGUUCCCGCGAAGGGCGGCACGCAUACGGCGGUGGAUUAUUUCCUUCCUUUUGAGGGAAUCGAAAGAGAUCGGCACCGGGUAAUAUAAACGCGUCACUGCCACAAUCACGCACUGCCAGCCCCGUCGUUCUCUAACGACGCGCCUCUAACGUAGUAUCUCUCUAUUGUGCACGAGCAUAUAUUCGUUCAUAUCGUGCUUCUAAGAAACUCGUCGUCGGCUCUUUUCUCUUUAUACGUACAUACAUACAUAACACAUAUACACACACGGCCUAGCCGCAGCCAUCGUUCCCGGAUUUGUAUAUCCUUCGAGUAUAUAUCGUCGUUCCUAAGGAAAGAUUCAUUAACAUGACAUUUUGUAAAUUUAUUUGAAAAUUAUGACCUAAAUUCAGUUUUUACGUUUGAAUGACAUCCGUGGACUUGGAACAAUUAAUUAUUUUUCGCCCCCUGAAGGGUGUGUCAAUCUAAAUGGAGGAUUAAUUUAUUUUUAUCUUGAAAAGAUUAAUUACUUAAUUUUAUAUAGUUUUCUUUAAGAUCGGCGAUAUUCUCGUAGCGUUCAUAUAUCGCGCACUGCCAAAUUUCAUCGAGCACGUGAUCUAAGGCACUGCCAGUGAGACAUACAGAACAGGACGAGUGUGAAAAGAGACAUCGUAGGUUCUGCCGAGGAGUCCUACCCGCGUUUCGUAUCGAUCUGUGUUUCAUCGGGACUCCUCAAUGCCAUACGAUGUCUCGCGAGAAAUCGUUAUGCGUUCUUCGUGAUCCCGCUUUCGGGCCGAAACACAAUAAAAUAUAAAAAUGAUAUUUAAAAAGCAAAGAAGUUGCUAGAGUAAUGGUCAAGGUGUACAAAUAACAUAAAAAUUCGGGAUACGCACCUUAAAAAAUAUUUGAAAGGUAAUGAUAUCUUUGUUACAUAUUUUAAGCGUUGUGUUACUUUCGAUUUAUUACUUUUGUAUGCAAUCCUUGCUUCUCUUCGAUAUCUUUAUUUUAUAUUUCAUUGUGUGUUCGAACAUUCAUCGUACGUUCAUCGUCAAACUUUUUUUGUGGCGCGAUUAUCCCCUCCUUUCGAUUGUUAUUUCUAUCUUUUCACCUUGCCGACUUGUCUGUCGCAUGAUCUCUGCUCAUUGUAAGACGAAUUGUCAGUCAAGAUUGUAUCGAUUAGGCAAGGGACCAAUCUUUUACGUGAAAACUCAUCUGCCAUUUCUGGCACAAAUAAUCGUUUCACGGAAUAUGUCUUUCUUUGCAACCGACCAAUUAGAGCGAUCGUAUAUCAAGACUUUUUAGUUAAUACGCGAAUAUUUAAUUUUAAUUUAUUAAAAAGGAAAAGAGCUGAGCAGAGGUUCCAUUAGACAUUACGUAAUUUUUAUUUUCUUUUUCAUCAUUUUCGUAAUCUAAGCGCAAAGGUGAGACGAUAGAAAGAAUAUUCGAUUGAACUUGAAUCGCGCUUGAUCUCUUGGAAUGGAAGAACCGCGACAAAUGGUAAAAGAGUGAGAAUGAGGAAGAGGAAAGCUCUCUUCGAAGGUCCUUCCAGUUUAUAUGAUCUAUUUUUUGCGAUAUAAAAUUUAAAUUCGAGCGGAUCAGCAAUACGCGAAAAUCACGGAAAGAUACGACAAAGGAAGUUUUGUGGUAAUUUUUUUUUAGCUCGAUACGAUAUAUUAGCGAUCUUGUUUACAAUAAGUUUUUCGAGUUGCGAAUAUGUUUAGGUCGCUCAUGUAUAAUUAUGUAAUUGGCGAAUUUAAUUUCGAUUAAGUAUUCUCUCGUUACUUCCCUGUUGUAACUAAAAUCGCGGGUAAGAGUUAUUACACCUGCGUUGCGUUCAAUGUCGUCAUUAGCCAAGAAAACGAACUGAUUGCAUUUAGCUAAAGGAAUUUUUUGCGCUGUGGCAUGACGGCCGCAUGCUCGAAUCGAUGGCGAAUCACAAAUUCUCUGUAAACAUGGAUAUUAAAAAAUACACGUGGCCUAGCCACACAUACACACGCGUAACUGUAGCGUCUUGUGUAUUUAUCAUCGUUUGUACCAUCGGCCUGCUGACAAUUCUAAAUUAUCGUUGUAGAAUCAAUAUCGAAUUUUUUAUAAUAAUAAAGAGACGGAAGGCUGAAAGAGAACUGGGGGAGGGAGGGGGGGACACGCGUAUAAAAGCAGCGUAAAACGAUUUGUAUACGUCUUUCUAGUGCACGAAAUCUGACCGGAAAUCAUCCCACUUCUAUGAUUUCUGGUGUUCUUUUUUUACACACGUUUCGUGCAUUUUUAAAAAUAGAAUUGUGUAAAUCAGUCCAUGCGAUGCAGCGCAAUGCAUUAUUAAAUAAUAUGGGCGUACGUUUAAGGAAAACGUUGUAAAGUGUUCUCUAAGUUAAUUAGGUCUGUAUUAGCGUGGAAAGAGAGAGCAAAAAAUAUAAUGAAGCGAAAUACGUGGACACUCAUUCUUUUUUUCCUGUUGCGUUUUUUUUGGAAAUAACUUUGUGGAACACAUAUAUACGCAUACACACACACACACAUAUACACCGUAGAUUUACUUUUUUGAUGCGUGUGAGAGAGAGAAAGAGAGAGAAAAGCAUUAGCUGUAAUUAAUAUAGGACAAAAAUAAUGGGUGCGAGAAAGAGAAAGAAUGAAAGGAAAGAAUGAAAGAGAAAAAGAUGUGCGAGAGUAGCAUGGAGAGGUACAGGAAUUCUGUGGGCGUCGUAUUUUUGCAAAAAUUAGAAGAAGAAAGCACAAAUGAAUGAAAUACGAAAGGAAUUUUAACCUGUGAGAUUCUCCUUAUCUACUUAAUCAUGACUUAAUCAUAUUUCAUUGAAUUAAUUAUCUAGUAGCGUGCAAAGUAUCAUUUUCAGAGAAAACAAAUUUUAUUUCUUCUUUUUCAUAAAAAUCCACGCGAAAAACUUAAGAAGCAUUCAGAAUGCUAAUUGCAUAAAUUUUAAGUCAAAAAAAGACAUAAACUUAUUGCAUUAAUUUAUCGGACGUAUAGAUCAGUACUUAUCUUUGAGUAAAUGAAGGCACACGCAACUGACACUUUCGCGUGGAAUUUCCUGGAGUGUACUGGCAAAAACCGAGAGGGCAGAUUUUUACGAGAGCGUACACAACUUGAGGAUCUCACACGGCGUUGACGAAAGAAGGAAACUAGCGAGAGUUGCACACGUUACAAACGUGCGGGGGCUCGGCGCGGCUCUUCAGUUUUCGUCGGACUCGAUCGUCACUGUACGUGGAUGUAGCAGCGUGUCGAUAGAAGUUACAAGGCUUGUAAAUGUAUAAAGGAAAAGCAGCAGCACACACACAUACACACACCGGGAGAAACGGAUAUUAUUUUCAGCGGGCGACGGCGGCGGGACGCGGAGAUCGAGAGGCACAUAAUUUUUCGACCGGGUUUCUUUGCCGCGGCUCCGGGAGUUGUAAAUAAUUGUAUGUGACGCGAUAUACAAAGGGCCCACCCCCGAGAUAUGUGCAUAUAAGUAUAGCUUAUUACAGAUAUAGUGUUUGCAUUUAUUAUAAAUUCUAUGUAAAAGCGUGACGAGAGAGAGAGAGAGAGAGAAAGAGUUCAAGCGAUCGCGACGGGGGCCGCCCAAAUCCUACUUAGCGAAACGCCGUUAAUUCGCGCAAUCAGUAUUAGAAGUACGUCUUUCUUCCUCAGUUCCAAAGAGUUCUGUAAAUCGCCGCGUAUUUUUGUUAUUAUUUAACUCGUCAAUCUUAUUCGAUCGAUUUGUUUUUUUUUUUUUUUUUUUUCUAUAAAUAGUGUACGAUAUAAACCGUAUUAUUACGAUAGAUAUCUCUCCUUAUUAUACUUUGAAUCCUCCGAUACUAAUCGCGGCCCCGCGAGAUUGCUACGGUUAGAGAAGUGCUUGUACUUGUAUAAAAGUAGGAAAAAUAUAUUGCAUAGUUUAAACUAAUAUGGUUUAUAGCGUGUAGAAAGAAACUUGAAGUAUAUAUACGCGCGGGACGACGAAAACUGACGAGCCCACCAUAACAUUUAGCUUCGUUAUCUCGCGAGCCCCAUAGAUUCUUAAAAGGUAAAGGAGAAACGAUAUUUCUCGUGCUACGGAUGAAGCGGCGAGGAUCGGGCGCGACAUUUUUCGAUUAUCUGAAAUACCUAUAAUAUCGGGCCGAAUUUUGGGCCGAAACGAUCUCACGAAUUUCUCGUCGCUUCGCCGAGGUCGAUGGUAGCGUUUCUCAUAUCCGACAAGACUCGACAAGACUCAAAUUGCGUAGCGAAGAGGGAGCGAAAGAGAGCACGGUUGUUUCGCACUGCCAAAUAAUAAUAAAGGAAAAGACAACUUGCGUUCAUUGUGUGGAUCGACCGAUCGUUUAAAAGCACCGCCGGUGUUCAUUAAUCCACAUAGUGGUUCUACAAGGAGGGGAAAAAAAGGGAAAAUUUUUCGGAUUAAUAGCUAGGAGAGAAGCGAAACGCGGCAUGCACGCGGGAGCUUUUCCCAAAGUCCGAGCGAAUGAGAGACGAAUAAGAGAGAGAAUAUCCGAGCGUCGAACAGUGCUUUGUCUUUUUUGGAUAUUUUCAUGUACAAACGAAUGACGGUUUAUAGCUCAAGAACAGAACAUUAAAGAGAUAGAUAUUGUAAGAGAAUAAUAAUAAUUUCACGGUUGCGAUAUCGUAUUCUUGUCUGUGUCUCUUCACUUACCAUUCCCGAAAAUGAUUCCUAAUCUUCAACCAAGUCGAAUAAUAUUCAUCUCGAUGCUUUUAUCUUCCGAUCCAACAAGUCUUCAAAGUUUGCGAUUUAAUUGUCGUCUUUACGAAUCGAUAAUUUUCUUGUAACUCAAAUCUAUAAAUGAAUACAAGAUGCCAAUUAAAAGUAAAAUAAUGUAAAUACGGUACUUCAAUAUCGAAAUGUGAAAAGCUAUCCCGAUUAAUAAGUUUCAGAAUUGCAUAAUGCUGGCAGUUGAUUGCGGCGAUACCUGGAUGCUGUGCAGUAUACAUCAAGAAUCAUCUCUCUGUGCGCACAUCUUCCGGAGUCAGGAUGAAGGUGAAAAUAAAGCCUCAGGCGAGUUAGUUGAACAUGAUUGAUUAUUAUUCAUCGUCGAAACAUUGCACGUACUUUGCAAUUUACAAUAUAAUACCUAUAAUACAAAAUACUAAUAGUAAUUGCUUGAUAAUAAUAUUAAUGAUAGUGAUAACUGAAAAUAUGAAGAUGGAGGGUAGGUGGAAGAGAAUGAGCAGGGUAGCGAGAUUAAACGUAGAAAUGCUUAGACGAUAAUAAAGAGUUGGGUCCAAAAAUUCAGUCGGUCGCAGUACGAUUUCAUUAUCGAGCUACGGCUCUCGAUGGCUCUUCUUGGCACUUGCCUACUCACAUCAGAGCGUGGUGUACAGAGUGUCUCGAGAAAUGCGUGUGCGAGAAUAUAUAAUCCCUUCUCGUUUUCUCCGUGAAAUUUUCGUCCGAUCCUUCCUUACCGAAAGCUUCAUCGGGGAGAUUAAAUGGCCGAUAUGUAACAAAUAUUUGAAGUAUCAUCGAGCGAAUCAAGCGUAAAUGAUACAAAAACCAAUACAUCGGCUGUUUUUCAUUCGUCCGCAUUCGUCUGCAUUCGAUCGGU